This is a messenger RNA of Verticillium nonalfalfae, 4518 nucleotides long. RefSeq lists its product as uncharacterized. The transcript is spliced from 2 exons. The record is from RefSeq and is a predicted model, not a curated record. Lineage: Eukaryota; Fungi; Ascomycota; Sordariomycetes; Glomerellales; Plectosphaerellaceae. Bases 1 to 4518 code for a protein of 1505 amino acids.
AUGUCCCUGAUUCGGCACAACACCACCGAUAUUUGGACUACCAUGUCUUCUUCAAGGCCGCCACAGCCGAAUAGGACCGUCGAGUCGUCCAGAAUAAGGCGAGCAGGCAUGGGGUUCGACACAGCGGAAGACCGACCGCCGACUGUUGGCCGCAAACCACGAGAGCAGACCGAACAAUCACGGCUUCUCGGUCAGGCACCCGCCCCCUCUUACACGCCCUCAAGCCGCGCUGCAUCGAACCCAGUAGCUAGGAGACCCUCCAUACCGACAGCAGCUGGACGUCCGUCCCUGCCCCAGAAGUUGCCAUCAUGGGGCUCCAACACAGUUACAUCCCCAAAGCGCCUAGCUCAUGCCACCACACCUUCCACUUCUUCUUCCGGCAGAUCGCACGAUGGCCCAACGAAGUCCCCUCGUAAUGUUCUACGGAGGAAGCAAUCAUCAGUCACCCAAGCAACCGUAAGCUCCGGGAGUCACUCACGGACCGAAUCAAGCAGGACCGGCUCAUCAUCGUCAAUUCCCCGUUCCACCUCCUCGAUGGAACCCUCGUCUGGACAGUCUCUAGAUCAAGACUUUACUGAGAGCCCGAUGGAGGUCCGGGUAGCCCGGUCGAUCGAGUUGCCAAAGACCCAAGCUCACGCCGUUACGAUCUACCCAGAGCUCGACAGGUACAGAGGUAUUGCCCUCCGACCCCCGGUUCUUUCGGACUGCUCCGGCCUCGAGGUCCCCUUCAAACUAUCAACACAGGAUCUGCCCCCCCCUACUCCUGCGUUUUCUGGCACUAGCAGCCAACUUAGUGCGUUCAGUGGCAGCCCUUGCACACGAUUUUCAGAGUCGCCGGGGCCCGGCCCCUACAGCCGCGAUACGACGCCAACCUCCAUGUCGUCGCAGUCUCCGAGCCUGAUGUCUCCUGCCCGUUUCCCUGCGCAGAAGCCGAGGCAAUUGAGCCCUGUCUGGACGAGACCGCCUGUGACUCGGAGGCGUGGAAGCACGACAAACGAAGUAGACGUCAUCAGUGCGGACCCUCAAGGGCUGGCUGCCGUCCGAGAGUCCUUGACAUCUUCAUCAUCCAACUCCACGGUGCGCGAAGUCGAGAAGAAAGAGAAGGAGAAGAUUAAAAAGAAGCGCCUUUCGCCCAUGCCGCCAAGUCCACCUCCCCGUAAGUCAUCUCAGAAGCAUCACGAGGAGAGGGCAGCCGUCGAAGCAUCACCGCGACGCCAGCGACAGCUGGUACGACCAGAUGGCGCAUCUCUUUUCCCCUCCAAAUCUCCAGCCCUCGCUUCCAGGUCUACGCCCACUGCACGCGAAACACCGCCUCUGCGACCCAGCAGAGAUGGCACCCCGGAUCUUCAGUCUCAGCUUUUUGGACCUCUGCCUAUCAUUCACAGCAACCUGUCAUCGGCUUCACUCGUGGCCGAGAGACAUGGGUACGAGGAUAGAGCUGGCCCAUCGGCCCCUCGUAAGACUGCUGUAUCACCCCUUCCUGGCGGGUCCGAAGCCCCCACCCGUCUUGUGGGCAGAGAGGCUACCCCCGCGCCUCGGCCGGCCACAGCAAGCCCUGUCAAGUCGGAGCGCAACACGCAAGCCCGCACUCCGAGUCCGAACACGAACGCCUUCAAUGGCAGGUUUGCCUUCUUUGGCAGACGAGCCAAAACAACACCGGACAUCACUCAGGCGGAUACGAAAGACAAGCCAACACGUAAGGGCCCCGCUGCUGGCACCGGCCAUGAAGGCUACGGCCGUCUCGGCGCUCCUCGCAGGCGGAGUGGCGGCGCACUGUAUAUGAAUCGCGUCACAGCCGGCUCUGGGACGUCCCAGGAAAGUCUCAACAGUACGACGCACGUUGACCCCUUUUUGCGGGAACGCAUGAACCCCGUGGUGAUUUCUGGCGGCGAAAUUAAGGACAACAGGAACACGAGCUCCGAUCUCAGUCGGACUGAAAGCAACCAAAGCCUGGCAAUGAGCCGCCCCAGUCUUGAAUCACGGGGCGGUUCUGAUGUGUCUACGACUUCAACUGCGGGGCGAACUGCCAUGUGGGCUUCUGGUUUGCCCAUCAACCCAAAAGCUGGCUUCAGUCAUCGCCGUCCCUCGGAUAGCAGCGACUCAGAAGCUCUCGCCAUGAAGUCUACUUUGGCUUUUAGGAGAUCCACCCAGCGGCUACGAUCCUCCCCUGAGCAGGGCCCUCUGCGGUUGCCGAAGCCUAUCAAGACUACCAGGGCUCCCUCCCCGUCCAUCACGAGCAUUGAUACUAGUGUUGUCUCCGACGAUUCUCGCUUUGACUUCAUCGACCACGCCGCCCGUGGACGCGCGGUGACUUCCGCAGUCGCGGUACCAAAGAAACUCACCAAGCGGGCAAGAUCUCCAAGAAAAUGGAACAUUUUCAGCCGUUCCCACAAGACCUCGGAGAAGAAGGAGCCCGAGCCUGUCGCGGCCACAGUCAAGGUCGUCCAACAGAAGCCAGAGGCCUUCUACUUUAUGAUGGACGGAUCUGAGCAAGAUGAAGGUGUUCCCACGGUGGAGGACGUUCUCCGCGAUGCGCAUGUGUUUGAUGGUCUUGCCAAUGUCCCAACCCCUCCAACGGUGGCAACAAGGAAACGAUACCCAACAAACCCCUUGCCGCCGCAAGCGUCAGCACUACAGAUUCGGCGUGUCGAUAAAAAGUUCACCGACAAACCUCAAGCUGUGACACCCUCUCAACAAUAUGUCCUGGCUGCAAGGUCCACGCCAGCACGCCCUAGUCGUCUCCCACAAGUGGGUAGAAUACCAAGGGUUAUCACCACCAGGCCUGAGCCUCCCUCGCUACGCAGUUUCUCUCGACCCUUCAAGCGUGUCAGCUACCACGAGCAACCUCAUGCUACCUUUGUCGACCUCAGCUCGAUUGCCAAAGGCCCAAGCCCCCCAACCACCUCGACACCAGAGCUGUCUCAUGAGGUAUCCACGACUACCAGCACUGACUCCGCACCCGGGCGUACCAGCCGAGACUCGCCACCAGAGAUGAUUCAGAUCGGUCACGAGUUCCUCAAGUUUUCGCCCAACAAGAAAUAUCAACAACGUGAUAGCACAAGUUCGAGCUGUUCCGGCACGUAUGUCAUGGCCGCCACGACAAUUGCCGUGCCCGACACAACCGGCCUCGGCGAGGAUGACAUCUGGGACGAGUACAACGACCUUCUUGGAGACGUCCCCCCCUCUGCAACUUCGUCCAAGGGCGUCCCCUUUCACCUCGAAAACUAUGCUCCCAGGGAAAUUAAGCUUCUGAAGAAGAAUAGCCAGAUUCUCGAAUCUCCUACUCUUGCGCUGCCUUCUGCCAAAAGCAUUCGGUCUGUAAAGGAUGAGGCCGACAGGUUCGCCGUCGAGUCAAGUGUUUACAGUGCCGACAUGACAGAACGAAUCAAGGCUGCCUUCGCCCCCAAGCCCGAGGAGACACCAUCCCAGCCUCUCGUAUACCCGGAUACUGCUCUCCGUCGCAGUGGCGAAGGAAGUCGUAGGCCCUCCCUGACGUCACAGCAGAGGAACAGCAACUUGUCUCAUAAAUCGACCAGCAGUAGUUGCAAGUCCUCCGAGGAUGAAUCCCCCCUGUCGCAGGUUAAUCUUCGUGUUGGGUCCAUGACGGUGAGCAAGUGGUUGUCUUUUGGACAUGUUCUUUUCAGUCCUGUCAGGGACGAACUAGUGCCAGAAGUUGGAUCACUUAAGCGCCCAUCAAUCCUUGUGAUUGAUGGCCUGGGCAACGACGACUGGUCGUUCUACGCUGCCGAGACGUACCCUGCCGCUACCUUCUUCAACAUGUCUCCACGAGCACCGUUGCCCACCGAGCACAAGGCCGCAUCGACAUUUCCACUCAGCCCCCCCAAUCAUCACCAGAUUCAGUACACCUCACAUGCGGACAAGUUUCCCUUUGGCGCCGAAAGUUUCACUUCUGUGGUCUACCGAUUCCCAGCCGCAGGGCCUGAAUCCCACUAUCGCAACAUCAUGUCUGAGGCACGCCGCGUCCUGAAACCCGGUGGCUACAUUGAGCUUUCGGUGCUGGACGUCGAUCUCAACAACAUGGGGAACCGGGCGCGCCGGACGGUUAGGAACCUCAAGGAGCGCAUCCACGAGAAGACCCCAGAGACAAGCUUAGGCUCGUCCUCGGAUGUUAUGCUCCGUCUUCUCGGCCAGCAGGGCUUUACUGACGUUAAGACGUGCCAUGUUGGCGUGCCUGUCGCGAGCGUCGUGGCUCGGGCGCAGGAUGGCAAGAAGCCUCCUGCCAGUGGGCCGAAGAAGCCCAAAGAUCAGCGCAGCCUUGCCGAGAUGAUGAACGACAAGAGCGAUGCUGCCGACGAGAACAUCACCAAAAUGGUGGCCAAGGUUGGCAGAUGGUGGUAUACUCGCUGCUACGAAAGCACAGUCGGCAGUACACCCGCUCGCAAAACCAUCUGGGCCGACCGCGCCCUCCUUUCGGAAUGUGAAGAGUGGCGCACAAGCCUCAAGCUCCUAGUAUGCUAUGCCAGCGUGCCCGGUAAGGGUCGUGUUGCUAGCAUCUAG